Messenger RNA from Culex quinquefasciatus (southern house mosquito), 1008 nucleotides. RefSeq lists its product as uncharacterized. The record is from RefSeq and is a predicted model, not a curated record. The coding region runs from base 1 to 309 and encodes 102 amino acids. Lineage: Eukaryota; Metazoa; Arthropoda; Insecta; Diptera; Culicidae. The transcript is spliced from 4 exons.
AUGUGUGAAACGGGAAUUCCAAAUGUAAACAAACACUUUGGUGGGUCCGGUGGUGCUGGUGAUUCUAGGACGCAAAGCAAAGCCGACCGUGGCAGCCAGGAAUCGGACGCGGAAACCUUCGUGAGUCAAACAGCAACAGCGGCGCCUUCGAAGGAGGGUGGUGCGGGUGCGAGUCGAGGUGAAGUGCUCAAAAAGGACAAGGCGAACUUCCUGCAGGAACUGCAGCUGUUCCACGACCGGAAUGGGAUGGGAGGUUGGAAUGUGGAUUCGCACCGGUUGUAUUCGGUGGUGGUGGCCCAGAAUUGGUGAUUGAAGGUCAAUUCCCGCGAGGGCUGGAACGAGAUCAUCGAAGAGAUGGCCCUGCUGAAGCGUUGCGUGAACAACGAGAUUGCGUUGAAGAAGAUAAACAUCCGGGUUUAGAACAAGUACGAGACAGGUGAUUUUCACGGUGAGGAGAAGGAGCCGACGAAGAGGAGGAUGACGAGAAGCGGGAUAAUCGGAGGUGGCCAGAGCGGAUGUUGCACUCGGUGCCGGCGGUAUACAACACCGCAACUAACCGCCCACAAAUGCUCAUCUCGCGACGGCGCAGCUCCAGCCGAAUGAACCUAAACAGCGUGCCGAAAAAAUCUGUGUCAUUCUCGAAGGAGGAUGAAGUGCUCGAAAUCGAAUUCCGUUCCGAGGGCCUCAUCAACCCAAUGUUCCGGAUGCGCUUCCAGAAUCUGGAACUCCCCGUUCAGGCACUUCACUUUCCAGCCGGGAAACGUCGAUCACCCUUGCCGAAUCUACAAUCAACUUCUCCAAACCUGUCCUGAUGAAGGCCGGCAGCAAGACCAUCCUGUUCUCUACUUUGCUGUCGCGCGUCGAAACGUCCAACCGGAGCUGUCCAGCUUGGGUCUUCGGAAGUGACCGGUGGCAUACCAUAAGAAUCGGUACAGCUUGGACUCGGAUUUUGGCCAGAAGUGUUAAAUACAAUAACAAAAUGUAUUUUUUUAACAUACUGUUUAAAAC